AUGCGACUCCAGAUCACAGUACACAGACACACUCUAGCACCUGUACGCAAUGUCUUCAAUACAAAUGCACAGCAGCUGGUGGCCGCUGGGUACAAGAUACUAACUGUCUCCGAUCUCUUGUCAGCAGUCAACUACCUGAUCCCAAUCGAAAGCGACCACUGGGGUUGCGAGGACUAUGCGGUCGAAUCUCGUCUCAACGACAAUCAGAGUCAGUUUUAUGAAGUCUUCCACUGGCAGUCCGUUGAUGAUGUAUUCAAGGAGGAUGAUGAGGUAGUCAUUAGACCUCUGGUGCGGAAAGAGAUUAAGGAACGAAGGUAUAACGGGCGCCAUCAGAUCAACCAGUCGGGUGUACAUAUGAUUGAUGGGGGUCCAUGGGGCAGGGGUGUGAUAGUCAGGAAUCGGCCCAGGGUCUAUAUUCCCCCAAGAGGUGGUACUGACGAGCAGCUAGCUAUCGCAGAGACCCAGGAAGAGGAAAAUCAGGAUGACCAGGAACGCGAGUCUCAGCUAAUGAUUACGAAUGUCUUAGGUCUGGACAAUGACGAGGAGGAAGCUGACGAUGAGGAAGACUACGAAGACGAUGCUUCGAACGCGUCUACAGAGGAUUCGCUUGAGCACGAGGCAGAGGACGAAGAAGAUGGCCUGGAAACACAAGAUACAAUUGAUGUCGGUGGUAAGAUUCUUAAAGAGAUUGUUUUUGAUGAAAAUGGCGAGAAACAACUUCUUGAGGAGAAACCACCUGAGCAGAGUCCGGCUGGAAAGAAGCGAAAACGUGUGCAAAUUCUGGACGGACACUCGAAGACGGUACGUGCACCAGAACCCACCAAGCGAAGAAAGAUAGACAUAGCGGAGGACGACAGCUCUAGUCGGGGUCCGAUUCCCGAAAGUCAGGAGGCGGGACUCACGAAUGGCACAUCGUCUACAAUCAUAGUCAACGGUGUUGGGUCUGAACACGAAGACGACAGCAGCUCUUCCAGUGGCAGUGAAGAUUCGGACGAAAGCGACAGUGGCAGUGAAGGCAGUGCAGACGUCCCAGUCGGCAACGCGCACAUUACGACUACCACUCCAGCAGCAACCGUGGACACUUCAUCUUCUGGCUCCGACAUGAGCGACACGGAUUCGAGCGAUUCUAGUUCGAAUUCUUCAGAUUCUGACGAGAGUUCUACUAGUGGUGAGUCUAGCUCUAGCGGUGAAGAGGUGGUGGAGUCUGCGCUGCCAGAAACUAAAGAUUUGAAGGGACCUGAGCAUCAUACAGAACAAGUCCAACACAAAGUAGCUUAUGUGGAAGCUCAGAAGCCUGCAGAAAAACAGAAUGUACCGCCAGGAAAAGGCUCGCUCAAGACGCAAAAGAACAACAUACGCAAGAAGCAGAACAAGAUCUUGAGUCGACUAAAGGCGGAGGGUAAAUUGCCACCAGGAGCAAAUUUUGAGAGUCUAGAAGCAUAUCUACAACGGGGAGAUGCGACAAAAUUUGCGUCUGCGCCGACGAAGAGAACUCAAGAAGCUGGCACCGAGGCUGAGGAGAUCAUGGUCGACGGCACCGAAGAUAUAGCUGAGGAAGUGGCUGCUAGACGAGAAGAGCUUUUGAGAAGAUUGAAUGGUAAUGCACCUCAACUCCCGACGGUGGAGCAAGAUGUUGAAAUAACAGAAGUUUCAGGAACGAAUGUUUCUGAACAGGAUCCUCCUGCCGAACCUGUCAGUGAGCUUCCAGUUGCUGCGCCUUUGUCGGACGAAGAACCUGUACAACCAGAGGCUGUACUUGCCGAGCCUGUUAUAGCUGCAGAACCGGCUGCACAGGAGAUUGCUGCUGAAGAACCAUCACCAAAACGUGCUAGGCUCGACGUCGCAAGCUCAAGACGUAUGCUUUUCAAUGCAUUAGGUGUCCGCAAUCCCAAAACCCCUGCUGCUGAACAAGCUCUGCGUGAAAAACUUGCUAAGCCUGUACGACAGGUCAAAGAGAAGGAGAUUUUACAGUCACAGAGUACCGGUCCCACACCAGCUGCUGCACCCACAGCACAGCACCCAGAGAGGUGGAAGAGCAAGCUCAUCAUCAAGGCUGUCGAAUGUGUACAAACUUACAAGAAGCCUGAAGUGCCUCCGUUCCCGUUCAAGCACCCAUGGCAGGUACGCAAGGAGAAGGAAGAAGCACGACAGAACCGAAAGCAACAGCAAAAGCACAACAAUCAAUCAUACAGGUAUGAAGAUCAGCAGCUCGACCCACCUGAAGAGCAAGCAAGAGAAGAAGAUGAUGAUCAAGACAUCGAGCUGGAUUAUGGCGAUGCUCCUUCACAGGCUCUGACCAUAUCCAGAACCUUGACAGCUGAGACCAACGACGAGGAGGAUAUCAUACCUAUACCCUCGGACUUCGAUGUUCUCUACGAUUUCGAGCCUCAUGAUCUCGUGAAAGGUGCCGUCAUAGCUUACAAACAGUUGCAUCUAGACGAGCACUUCCAGCCUGGCCAGUCGCCAUAUCGUGUAGCACGAAUUCUGUCUAAUGAGGGUCCCAGACUUCGACUCCGGCUUGCACCACAAUACAGAGAUUCCGAGACUGCUGAGUAUGACGAGGAAACUGGUGAACGUGUAUAUAACAAAUUCGAGAUGCCCAUCGAUGACGAGGAUGAACCUGACGAUGGCUUGCGUGUAAUCGCCUUCGAUGAGAUGAUUCAACCCAAAUUUGUGGCUCCAUCUGAUUCAGCUGGAGUCGUCAUUGCGCACAGUCAAUCUAGGUCGAAGGGACCGCAAGCAGAGCUGACCAUACAUGAUCAGACGACAACUUCAUUACAAGGUGGAGACGCGCAGGAUUCGGGAACGUCAAGAGUUGAGGAAACUCAGCAGCAGGUCAGUACUCCAAGAAGGACAGAGAUCGAGGACAUCAUCAAGGACGCGGGAUUUAAUUCAGCCCUGGAUGCACAGAUCCUACAUCCUCUUCCCGAGCCAACAGUCAGCAACAGAGAUUUGCCUGAGACCUCAACGGAGCACGCCCAUGCCUGGCGGUCGGAUGCAGAUGCAAUCACCUCACCAACACAUCCCUUUGUUCCCAGCGCCGAGCGUGAGAGCUCACCACCUUCCGAGAGCAUGGUCGAAUCAGUGAGAUACCCCAAUCUAUCUCAAUUAGGACUUGAGACCCCUUCUGUACCAGCACAAAGCAGCUCGCAUCAAGAUGCACAGAGAAUGACGCCGACACCUAUGCCAACCGUGGAAACCAGCGCACUUCUAGAUCCUGUACAAGAGGACGAGCUGGACCCCGAUAUCGACACGUCCAAAGCUAUCGACUUACCUGCAUCCUUACCAUCCGAAGUACCUCAAACGCAGUAUCCAGAGUCCUUACCAGCACCUACUUCCCCAAUUCUAGAUCAAGCCGAAGUCCAAGCACGAUCUUCACCAUUUGCAAACCUAGACGCCUCAAACUCACCACCCCUUCUCAGCCCCAAGCCAUCCGACGGCGAAAGCGUCGACAGUAACGGCCUCCCGUCCCUGCGAGCCCUGACCUCCAGCCAAACACAACGAAGACGCCAGAGCAGUAUUUUCAAAGUCAAGCCAGAACCCAUCCGACGUAGCCCGAGAGUCAAUACGUCUACCGAAACGCUGUACUUUUCCGACCCUGAGUCUCCUCCUCCUCUAGCUAUCAAAUCGAGCGCGAGCCAGAAGCAGCCGAGACUGAGUCAGAUUCCCGAAGACAAGGUCAUCGUGGACUUGACGCAGUCUAGUAGUCCGCAACGUUCAUCGCCGAAGGAUAGAGGAGGCAGUGGUAGGGGUGUAGGUGUAGGUGGGAAGAAGGUGGUAAGCUCGAGUCAGCAGCAGGGGAUUAAUCCUUUUAAGAAGUCGUUUGAGGGGCUGGGGGAGAAGAGCUUGUUGAAGAGAAGAAAGAAGAGGAGUUUGUGA
Messenger RNA from Lithohypha guttulata, 3879 nucleotides. RefSeq lists its product as uncharacterized. Bases 1 to 3879 code for a protein of 1292 amino acids. The transcript has a single exon. Lineage: Eukaryota; Fungi; Ascomycota; Eurotiomycetes; Chaetothyriales; Trichomeriaceae. The record is from RefSeq and is a predicted model, not a curated record.